Molecule: messenger RNA, 2310 nt
Organism: Mytilinidion resinicola
Lineage: Eukaryota; Fungi; Ascomycota; Dothideomycetes; Mytilinidiales; Mytilinidiaceae
Product: ABC1-domain-containing protein
Exons: 1
Coding region: 53-2083 (676 amino acids)
Source: RefSeq, a predicted model, not a curated record
AGCAUGGCCCUCCUCAUCCCUCACGCAUCACGCCUCUUGCCCUCUCGCAGCGAUGUUCCAUGGCCUGUCGCUGCUGCGAAGAGCCCCUCAUAGCCAUGGUCCUCUCAGCGCCUUGACACAAUCCUCCCUCCGCUUCACCAAACCCAGCCAUGUCCCGCCGCAACUCAUCCGCCGCAUCCAGUCGCAGCAAUUCUCUCCUCUCCUCCCUCCGGACCCGGCCUCCCUACCAAAACCGCGGAUACGCAAGACCAAGCCCCCGUUUCGCCGUCGGAAAUGGGUUCGCCGCCUCUUCUUCUUCUCCGCCACGGUAGGCGUGGUGUACGCCAUCGACACGCAAUUCAACGCUUCGGCCAUAACGCGCUCGUUCCGCACAUUCAAGACCGGCUUGACAGUUGGGAUUGACUAUAAGAUUAACUUCCGCGCACACCCUCCCUUCGCCGAUUCUAUCGAGGCGUUACAUGCUAGAAAUGCGCAGAGGCUGUUCGACCUGCUCGCCGGAAAUGGUGGACUUUACCUCAAGAUUGGCCAGGCCAUAGCUAUGCAAAGCGCUAUCCUGCCUCCCGAAUUCCAGUCAAUGUUUGCCAAGAUGUUCGACGACGCGCCCCAGAACGAAUGGGGCGACGUCGAGAAGGUGAUCAGGGAAGAUUUUGGGAAAAGUCCGGAGGAGCUCUUUGGGGUGUCGUUCUCGGGAGAAGAUGGCAAGGGCGUCAUGGAGAAGAGAGCUCGAGCAUCAGCCAGCGUAGCACAAGUGCACUGGGCAAGACUGGCUGAUGGGAGAGAGGUCGCUAUCAAGAUUCAGAAACGGGAAAUCGCGCGGCAGGUUGGAUGGGAUCUUUGGGCAUACAAAGUGGUCGCCAAGAUAUACACCUGGUGGUUUGAUAUACCUAUGUAUAGUUUUGUUCCCUACAUCACGGACCGAUUAAUGUUGGAGACGGAUUUCGACAACGAGGCGAAUAACGCUGAAAAGAUGAAGGAGCUCGUUGCAGGGGAAAGUCGGUUGCGCGGAAGAGUCUACAUUCCUGAGGUUUACCGUGAGUUAUCCUCCAAAAGAGUCAUGACAGCAGAAUGGAUUGAAGGGGUUCGACUUUGGGACAAGGAGGGCAUGAGUGGAAAGUGGGAAGGUGGUUGGAGACAAGGCAGUCCAGGAAGUGGUGGUGAAAAGCUAUCAGCGCUCCCAAAGGAUACCCCCACUGCUCCAAAUCCCAAUAUCCCACAAGGAUACGAGGCAUCGGCGUCCAACGAGACUCUCAAACCUGACCGCUCAGCCUGGCGCGGGCCCAAAGGGACUGGAGGGCUCGGCGUCUCCCUUAAAACAGUCAUGACGACCAUGGUCGACCUUUUCAGUGCACAAAUGUUCCUAUGGGGAAUCGUUCAUUGCGACCCCCAUCCAGGCAAUAUCUUCGUUCGCCGAUUGCCCAAUGGACAACCAGAGCUUGUGCUUAUUGAUCAUGGCCUCUAUAUCAAUAUGUCGCCGACGUUCCGACAUCAGUAUGCUCGAUUCUGGAAAUCUCUUCUGGCAUUCGAUAACGCAGCAAUUUCGGAAAUUGUCAAAAGCUGGGGCGUCAACAAUCCUGACAUUUUUGCGUCUAUGACCCUAAUGAGACCGUAUACUGGCGGCGACAACUCCACUCUCAACGAGAUUAGGAAUGGACCGCAUGGAAAGGAUGAGCGAGAAAGGCGCUUUCGCGUGCAAGCUAGAGGCCGCGAUGCCAUGAAAGAGAUACUAGGCGACGAAACCAAAUGGCCACGCGAACUAAUCUUCAUCGCCCGAAAUCUCCGUAUAGUCCAAGGAAACAAUCAAUUCCUCGGAUCGCCUGUAAACAGAAUCAAGAUCACUGGAUUGUGGGCAUCAAGAGCACUAGCCGAGUCUAGGGACCUGCAGUGGAGCGAUCGAUGGCGCAACUGGGUGAAGCACCUCACAUUCAGACUCGUAUUACUCGGAAGCGACGUCAUUUUCCUGUGGUCGCGGGUGAAGCAGAUGGUUGGAAGGGGUAAAGGAAUGGAAGAAGAUAUUGAGGAGCGUAUGAAGUUGAUGGCGAAAGACUUUGGCGUCGAACUGAAUCAUGGAGUGUUCGACGGCUGAUUUGAUACUCCGUACUUCGAAGGUUUGCAUUUGAGUUCGACAUAACUUUGUGAAUAGUUCUCAGCUCUUUUUCCCUGAUUAACGCGGUAUGCGCAUGAGCAUGGUGUUGGGGUGAUUCCACUCUAGAUUUCCUCUUAUCCUGGGAUAGAUAAUUGGGACCGCCUGUAUAAACAGUAUAGACCGCAAUUGUAUGAUAUACGAAUAUAGAGAGCCUUUGAGUAUGCCCA